Dermacentor andersoni is the source of this 3287-nucleotide messenger RNA. RefSeq lists its product as uncharacterized. Gene Ontology annotation, biological process: regulation of transcription by RNA polymerase II. NCBI's taxonomy places the organism in Eukaryota, Metazoa, Arthropoda, Arachnida, Ixodida, Ixodidae. The record is from RefSeq and is a predicted model, not a curated record. Gene Ontology annotation, molecular function: DNA-binding transcription factor activity, RNA polymerase II-specific; RNA polymerase II cis-regulatory region sequence-specific DNA binding. Gene Ontology annotation, cellular component: nucleus.
AUGAGGUGCGCGGCGGCUGUGGCGGCCGAGGAGCCCGACUACAAGAACCAGGGCUCGAGCAAGCCUCCGUACUCGUACGCGACGCUCAUUUGCAUGGCCAUGAAGGCCAACAAGAACAAGAUGACGCUCAGCGCCAUCUACAAGUGGAUACGCGAGAACUUCCUGUACUACCGGAAUGCAGACCCCAGCUGGCAGAACUCCAUCCGCCACAACCUGUCUCUCAACAAGUGCUUCAUCAAGGUUCCGCGUAGCAAGGACGAACCGGGCAAGGGCGGCUUCUGGAGGCUGGACCCCGUCUACGCCGACUCCCUGGUCGACGGCGUCUUCAAGAAGCGACGACCCGCGCAGAGACAUCCCGGAGCGCCCGGCACCGCCACAGCGCCGAGUACGGGAGGUGGCAGCGGCGGCAGCUCCAAGAGGAACCGGAGGGACCGCGGAGGCGCAGCCAAGAACAAGCAGGCGACGACGGCGGCGCACGCCCUGAGCGUCGUCUCCUCGCUCCAAGGGCACAGCGGGCCCGCCGUCAUCGUGGAACGCGUCGAUCCGGCCGCCGUCGUGGUCAUGGACUCGGCGGGCGUCGCGGGCGCGGCCGCGUCGGCCUCGCAGCACCACCUGGACGACGUGUGCGGCGACCUGGGCGAAUCGCUCAAGAACGACCUGUCCUGGAUCCUCAGCGAGAGCGACCUGGACUUGGAGCAGCAGCUGGACCGGUACCGAAGCUCCGAGGACGCAGCGGCCGCGGCGGCCCUGCAGCUGGAGGAGGACCUCUUCGGAAGCGGCGGAGGAGUCGUCGACGGCGAGGUCACCGUCAACGGCUCCGUGCCGUCCGCCUCGAGUCCCGACUGGUGGACGUGCUUCGGUCCGGGCAGCGGCGGCGGCGCCGAGCCGGCGUCGCUGUGUCUUCCGGUGGCGGCGGCGACUCCGGCGGUCGGCUGCUCGACGUCGAGCGCGGUGCAGACGUUCGAGCUGCUGUACGGGGGCGCCGAGACCGACGACGCCUGCGUCGUCGACCACCACGUGACUGUCCCGGGCGAACUGGUCUUCGGCGACCCGACGUCGUCGGUGACCGUUGCCCAGCAGCAGCAGCCGUGGGCGGACUGCAAAGCGGCGCUGGAGGCUGCCGCGCUCGAGCUGGAGACGUACGCGGAGAUGGACGUGGUGCCCGGAUACUAGUCGGUGUAGCCCGCUUUAAGUGUGAUCCUUCGUUGCCGCAGUGGUGGGUGUGCUUGCCUCGUUGCCUCUGGACCCUGUGGCAACCUCUGUGUAAGCAAUGUUUGUGACUGCCGAUAUGUGUGUGUGUUUCUGUGCGCUUAAGUGUGAAAGCAGCCCGCAAGACAUUCAAGUGCUGGCGGAGUACUCCGUCCGAAGCUCGAUGGUUAGAACGUCAGCGGGAAGCAGCCGCGGAGCGUGAAAUUGAUUGUCCUGCACGUAUUGUUGUGUCGUGUCAUGGUCAUCUGUUUAGCGCGGAAAGCGCACGGGUGGACAGCGGUGUAUGCCGCGCCCUCUUUCCAAAGCCAAAACAUAUCCCAGCAUUUCUUGUUGGGCUAAACCCCCAUGUUUUUCGCUGUUUCUCCGUGUUCGUAUAAGGCCGGCUCGUGGAAAGAAAGAAGCCCGCAUAGCUGUCUGAUAUCCAAGGGCACGAGACAAAGACAAUUAUAGCUUAGUUGCACUCAACAAAACGAUCUGUGUGCUCGUUUUUCACUCUUACUUGGAGUCGCUCAGAGUCGACGGUUGUUGCCGUCUGGUGGUGCCUAAUUAUUUGCAGGCUCGUGAAACAUGACUGUUAUAGCAGGGGCGCAAACUAAGCGCAUACACAGACGAAUUACACAGGACGAGCGCCAACACCAUCAGUUUUAUUAGGACAACAAAAUCCGCCCAUUAACUACACAGCAUAACCUGAAAGCAUAAUCAGUACCGCAAGACAACAGAUGAGAACAGGAAGGAAACAUACAAUGGUUUUCUAGGCUUAGCACCUCAAGUUCUAACAAGGCGCCUUCUGACCGGCAUACAAAGCUACAGCCGGGUCGCUGAAAAUCUAUCUCCGUUUUUUUUUAUCCUAAUGCGGUAGACUUCUAAAAUUUUCCUUGCGAUCCCGUUCUUGCUUAUCCCUAUAAUCUUUCGAUAAACUUGGACGUUCGAGAAGCGUGGCAUACAUCUGCAGGAACCACAGUGCAUAGGCAAAAUUGGUAGGGGUGCUCGUCCUAUCUAUAUACUCUGUCUGUGUAUGCGUUAGCUUGAGCCCCAACGUCUAAAAUCCGGAUGAAUUCUUGCCGCAGCCUUCACUGACACGCGGUCGUUCAAUUCCUCGCAGAUACUGCACUCGCACGUGAUCUGGUCUAUACUGUAACCUUUAUGACAGCACUGUAUAAUUCUCAUGAAGAGCCGGCAGAUAUGCAAUGUUUUCUUGUGCAUAUUGAAAUUCUGCCAAUUGAUUCAUGUUCCCCGCGAUUAACAUGGUAUAUAUAGACUGUCCUCACGCAGCUGGAAUCUAAGCUCCCGGCAAAGAAUUAGCUUGUCGCCCCCCCCCCCUAUUUUUUCACUGCACUGAACAAUCGUGCGAUCGCUAUCUGCUGAUUGACAGAUUAGGCAGAACGUUAAAGUGAGGUAACCCUCUCAAGUGUGACAGUGUUCUUCACUUCUUUCCAUAAGCCGGUCCUAGUCUUCCGUGUGGAUCGUUUGCUUGAAAGGCGAGUACUUUUUUUUUCAGCCUGCUUAAGUGUAAAUUCGCUUCAGGUUAAGCAGUAGCUGCUGAGCGCAAAUUUAUUUAUCGAUCUUUCCACGUUGGUCCACAACUUGCCCACCAGGUUGGACUGCCUUGGUAUAGUAACCUCCGGGUUUAGAGUUGCUUGAUUCCGCACGACAUUGUUAGUGUAUGUGUUUCUAAUGUCCUUGUAAUUACGGUGUAGCUUAAUCCUUGCGUUUUAUUCUUGUGUGUGUGUGUGAGUGAGCGUCCCCGCUAUUGUGCUAUUACAUUGUGCAAUCCUCGCAGUCAGAGAGCAUGCGACGUGUGCGUCAUUCUGCAUCCGUUACAUUAGCAAUUUCGACAGCGUUUACCGAAUGGCCACAGCCUCUUGGAACAUAUCGCCGCUUUCUGUCCUGUUCUCUAAAAGAAUCAAACAUGCAAUGCCGUUUCGUGCGGAUUGAAUGCGCGUCGUACAGUAUGAUACCACAUCUAUAGCUCGUUAUUUGCUUACCGCUUCUCGAAACUAAGCCUACGAGAAAUAGAAAAAUCAAAGGCGGGCCCACUAUUCAGCCAAACUUCUUAACAGAGGGUGGCUGCUAUCUUA